AUGGAGAUUCAACCUGAUACAUCCCAACCAGAAGUCAAGCAGAUUGGAGAUCAUGACUCGGGUGACUAUCUCAAUCAAUGUCAUGGCUUUUGGCUCACCCCCAUCUUCGUCCAAGCAACCGAAGAACUACUUAAACAAUUCAAACCACUUCCUAAUGAUGUAAUCUUAGCCUCUUUCCCUAAAACCGGCACCACAUGGCUCAAAUCUCUCCUCUACUCCAUUGUUAACCACUCUUCGAUAGAUCAGUUGACGAGAAACCAUCCCCAUGAACUUGUGCCACAACUUGAGCUACUAGUUUAUGGACCACACGUGGUUUCUCCUCAUCCUUUUCCCUCUCUUGACACUUCAUCAUCCAAUAGGAUAUUCAGCACCCAUCUUCCAUACCAAAUCUUUGGCAAAACAGUUAACUCAUCAGAUUGUCGCGUCGUUUAUGUUGCGAGAAAUCCGAAGGACACUCUUGUGUCCAGUUGGCAUUUUUACAAUUCAAUGGAAAUGUUUAAAACUUCCCCAUGGCCGCUAGAGGUUACUGUGGACAAUUUUUGUAAAGGGAAAGUUCCUUUUGGACCUUAUUAUGACCAUGUGUUGGGGUACCAUAAAGAGAGCCUGGAAAGACCCAAGAAAUUCUUUUUUAUUACUUAUGAGGAACUGAAGAGUGAUCCAAAGACUCACGUCAAGAAAUUGGCCGAGUUCUUGGGGUAUCCCUUCGAUAACAAAGAGCAAGUGGAGGAGGUGGUGAGGAAUUGUAGUAUUGAGACAUUGAGAAAUCAUGAGGUGAACAAGUCAAGCGAUUUGUUCACUGUCUAUGAGUUUCCAUAUAAUUCCUUCUUCAGAAAAGGGCAAGUUGGGGAUCACAGAAAUUACCUUACCAAGGACAUGAUUGACCGCGUUGAUACAAUUACUAGGGAGAAAUUUCAAGGAUCAAUCUUCAAUCAUGAGGAAGAUUCAAAACGUUCCAAGGAUGUUGCUGUGCCCAAAGAUAUAUACAUGGGCCUUAAAUACCACGGUUUCUGCACUUGGUUGAAUGGGACUUUCUACAGGUCAAUUGUUGCGUUGCGGAUGGGUGAUGAGGUGGCGAUGCAGUACCAAUCCUUAUUUUGGUGUCCGAAUAUUGCUUGCGAUUCACGCUUGACCUUUAUUUAUCUCGUUAUGAUUAAGCAAUAA
This is a messenger RNA of Rhododendron vialii, 1161 nucleotides long. Its product is annotated as cytosolic sulfotransferase 5-like. The record is from RefSeq and is a predicted model, not a curated record. Gene Ontology annotation, cellular component: cytoplasm. Gene Ontology annotation, molecular function: sulfotransferase activity. Bases 1 to 1161 code for a protein of 386 amino acids. The transcript has 4 exons. Gene Ontology annotation, biological process: sulfation. Lineage: Eukaryota; Viridiplantae; Streptophyta; Magnoliopsida; Ericales; Ericaceae.